UCCGAUAGUGUCUACGUCACCGCGUUUCCCAGUCGGAAAAAACGUCUUGUGGGGGCGGAGCCACGAAUUCAAACUUGGGCGCGAGGAGGGGAAGAGGAAACGGUUGGACGGAGCGAGAAGGAGCCGGAGACAGAGCGAACCGGUAUCCGAGCGGGGGGUCUCUCAUACAUGUCCUGUCCGGCGAACUGACCGAUACCCACCCACGGCCGGAACAUGGCGGCCUCAAUGAUGAACCUGCGUAACCUUUUUGAGCAGUUAAUGCGGCAGGCGGAAGUACUUAAUGAGGGAAUAGAACCACAGUUCAUUCAGCUGGCAAAAAAUUUUGAAGACUUUCGCAAAAAAUGGCAAAAAGCAGAGCACGAGCUAGUAAAAAGCAAAGAGAUAAUGAUGAAGACUGAAACCGAGCGCAGCGCACUGGAAGUCAAGCUAAAGCAUGCUCGGAAUCAGGUGGAUGUGGAGAUUAAGAGGAGGCAGCGUGCAGAGGCAGAAUGUGAAAAACUGGAACGGCAGAUUCAGCUCAUCCGAGAGCUGCUGGUAGCUGAUCCAUCAUGUAGUAUUCAGCUUAGUGAGCAACAGAAAAGUGCCUUGGCUUUCCUCAACAGCAAGACUCGCAUGUCCAAUGAUGGCAAUGGCACAAGAAGAUUGUCUACAAUUGAUGAGUCUGCAUCUAUUCUCUCUGACAUCAGCUUUGACAAGACAGAUGAUUCAUUGGACUGGGAUUCCUCUCUUGUGCGAAAUGUGAGGUUGAAAAAAAGGGAGAAACGGAGGUCCUCCAGACAUCACAUAGAAGGACCCCCUGUUCCUUCAAAGAGAACACGUUCGUUUGGACUAGCAAUAGAUCCGGCUAAUGACUCCAUUGUAGCAAAAACGACUGUUACUGUUCCAAAUAAUGGAGGCCCAAUUGAAGCUGUGUCUACCAUUGAAACUGUACCAUACUAUACACGGAGUCGUAAAACUGCCCAAUUACAGCCAUGGAGUAGCGAUUCCAGCUUAAUGAGCAGGCAACUGGAUGGUGACACAGACAUCUGCAGAACUCCACAAGGUGCAGGGAUGCGGCUACAUGAAUUUGUGUCUAAAACGGUGAUAAAACCAGAGUCUUGUGUCCCAUGUGGAAAAAAAAUCAAAUUUGGCAAACUUUCCUUGAAGUGUCGUGACUGUCGUGUUGUAUCACACCCAGAGUGUCGUGACAGAUGUCCCCUUCCUUGUAUUCCCACUUCAGGAAGCACCCCUAUGCGAAAUGGAGAGGGAACUCUUGCUGAUUUUGUUCCACAAUCUUCUCCAAUGAUUCCCUCCAUAGUGGUUCAUUGUGUUAGUGAAAUCGAACAGAGAGGACUUCAAGAGACUGGCUUGUAUAGGAUUUCGGGCUGUGAUCGUACAGUGAAAGAUCUGAAGGAAAAGUUUUUGAGGGGUAAAAGUGUUCCUCUACUUAGUAAGGUGGAUGACAUACAUGCGGUCUGUGGACUCCUCAAGGAUUUUUUGAGGAAUUUGAAGGAACCAUUACUUACUUUCCGCUUGAAUAAAACAUUCAUGGAAGCAGCUGAAAUUUCUGAUGAUGGGAACAGUGUUGCUGCCAUUUAUCAAGCUGUGGAUGAGUUGCCAUCAGCCAACAGAGACACUUUAGCUUUUCUUAUAAUCCACCUUCAAAGGGUAUCACAAAGUCCAUACUGUAAAAUGGAUGUGAUCAAUCUAUCUAGGGUGUUUGGUCCAACCCUUGUGGGGCAUGCAGUGUCUGAUCCUGACCCUAUGACCAUAAUGAAUGAUACAAAGCGUCAACCAAAGGUUAUGGAACGCCUAAUGUCCUUACCAGCUGAGUUCUGGAACCAAUUCUUGAUGAUGGAAAAUGUUGAUCCUUCUCAUAUUAUUGAAAAUGCAAAUGUUUUUAACACUCCUCAGACUCCAGAUGUAAAAGUGAGCCUCUUGGGACCCCUGACUACUCCUGAACAACAACUUGCAAAAACACCUUCAUCAAGCUCUCUCACCCAAAAGAUGAAAUCUACCUUGGGGAGGAACACUCCCAAAUUUGGAAGCAAGAGUAAAUCUGUAACCAGCAUUUCACGACAAGGCAACUUUUUUGCUUCUCCUAUGUUGAAAUGAAUAGACCAGCACAUUUCUACGCGAAUCUCAACAGCGCCCAGUGCCUAUUUAGUAUACUC
Pelobates fuscus (common spadefoot toad) is the source of this 2153-nucleotide messenger RNA. RefSeq names its product Rac GTPase activating protein 1 (gene RACGAP1). The transcript has 17 exons. The record is from RefSeq and is a predicted model, not a curated record. NCBI's taxonomy places the organism in Eukaryota, Metazoa, Chordata, Amphibia, Anura, Pelobatidae. Bases 214 to 2094 code for a protein of 626 amino acids. Gene Ontology annotation, cellular component: midbody; spindle midzone; centralspindlin complex. Gene Ontology annotation, molecular function: GTPase activator activity. Gene Ontology annotation, biological process: mitotic cytokinesis; Rho protein signal transduction; mitotic spindle midzone assembly.